This is a messenger RNA of Rhinichthys klamathensis goyatoka, 679 nucleotides long. RefSeq names its product peptidyl-tRNA hydrolase domain containing 1 (gene ptrhd1). The coding region runs from base 82 to 462 and encodes 126 amino acids. Gene Ontology annotation, molecular function: peptidyl-tRNA hydrolase activity. NCBI's taxonomy places the organism in Eukaryota, Metazoa, Chordata, Actinopteri, Cypriniformes, Leuciscidae. The record is from RefSeq and is a predicted model, not a curated record. The transcript is spliced from 2 exons.
GGUAAGGAAAUAAACCCGGAACGUAAACAAGAACCCGCUGACUGUGUCAUUUCCGGUCUGGCAAUUUUCACAUUCAAUAAAAUGGCAACGCCGAGUGGUGGCACGUCCAAGCGUUUAGUCCAGUAUGUCAUCGUCCGAUCAGACCUGAUACACGCUUUAUCAUGGCCUUUAGGGGCGGUUAUAACUCAAGCCUGUCAUGCGGCCACUGCAGCCAUUCAUUUACACUACAGUGACCCUGACACACAGGAAUAUUUGGCAGAACUGGACAGCAUGCACAAAGUGGUACUUCAGGCACCAGAUGAGGCUUCUCUCUCCACUCUUUCCAGUACUCUACGUGAAAAAGAUAUAGCACAUAAACUAUGGAUGGAGCAGCCAGAGGAUAUCCCCACAUGCUUGGCUUUGAAGCCCUACCCUAAGGAGACUGUGCAGCCCUUUCUAAAAAAGUUCAAGCUUUUCAAAUGAAUUCUGCAUGUAUUGUACAAUAUAAACACAAACACUGGUCAGAAUGGAAUGUAGCAUUAAGAAUGAAGUUGUUGGAACAGUCUUACCAUCACAUUUUUUUGACUUUCAUCCACAUUUUGUCUCCUGUUAUAUCUGUGUAGCAAAAUGCUAAUUAGUUAUGGAAUUGUACCAGUAUGGCGAUUUAAAUAUAUUGAAAAAACAUUUUUAAAAUUUGAAA